AUGAAGGCAGCAGCUCUGGUCGUCGUGGCGUGUGUGGUCACUCUCUUUGCAGGCACGUUCGACCGUCGCGUCUGCGCCUACGACUCGAUCGACGACGACGCUGCGGACGAAGUCGAAGUGGGAGACGACGACGACGACUUUGACUUUGACUUUGUCUCGAGCAAUCUCGACCGUGUCAAGAGUGGCCACGACCUCAUUGAAGUUCAGUGCGACGGGCUCCAAUGUCCAGUCGCCACGGGGGACGCGGGCACGAACGACGACGGCGACGUCCCGUCUGUCUGGACUCGGCAGCUCGUGACGCACAAGCUUAAGCCAGCGACGAUCCUGAAAGAACACGCGCGAGUGCAGAAGAGCAACGAGAAGCACUUUCGGGGUGAGACGUUGGGGUACGUCACGCCGUGGAACAGCGGGGGCUACGAGCUCGCCAAGCGGUUCCGCCACAAGUUCACGUACGUCUCGCCCGUGUGGCUGCAAGUGCGGGAAGACCGGGACCACGCGCCGAUCAUCACGGGCACUCACGAGAUCGACCGGCAGUGGGUUCAGGAGAUCAAGCAUGGCGUGCCCGGGGACCCGAAGUUAGCCAUGGAGCCUGCUGUGCUGCUGGAGCUGACGAACGAGCACGAGUUUGAUGGAUUGGUGUUCGAGAUCCCCGUCACGCAAGGGACGUUGGACAUACUGCAGCAACUGGCCCGCGCUUUUCGAGCAGCAGACAAGUUGCUCAUUCUCGUGCUGCCUCGGAGCUCCGAUGACGGUGAGAUGCCUGUGACGCACGAGCUUUUCGCCGAGUUGGCACCGCUAGUCCAUCGCUUCUCGAUGAACGCGUACGACUAUCGCACACCAGGGCCGAAUGCGCCGUAUCCGUGGCUCGUAAAGACGCUCGAAAAGAUGUCACCCAUGGAGCGGCAAAAGAUCCUAAUGGGACUACCGUUUUACGGCUACGAUAACGCAGAUGCAAUUACGGGGCGGACGUACAUUCAAUCGUUGACCGACAACGACGUUGCCAUUCGAUGGGACCUCACAUCUCAGGAGUGUCAGCACGUGUACACGACUGCGGAAACGAAUCGUCAACACGUGAUGUUCUAUCCGUGUCUGCAGUUCCUGCACGAUCGCUUGAGCCUGUACAAGGCCGACGGCGUCGGGGUAGCCAUUUGGGAGCUCGGACAAGGGCUCGAUUUCUUUUACGACCUCCUGUAA
Molecule: messenger RNA, 1194 nt
Organism: Hyaloperonospora brassicae
Lineage: Eukaryota; Oomycota; Peronosporomycetes; Peronosporales; Peronosporaceae
Source: the annotation of a GenBank genome assembly